Molecule: messenger RNA, 3063 nt
Organism: Alosa sapidissima (American shad)
Lineage: Eukaryota; Metazoa; Chordata; Actinopteri; Clupeiformes; Clupeidae
Product: putative nuclease HARBI1
Exons: 4
Coding region: 576-1613 (345 amino acids)
Source: RefSeq, a predicted model, not a curated record
UGAGGAUUGUUGGUCUGAUUCAGUGAACAAAGAGAAACCAUAUCAAAACUUCAUAUGCAAUGAAGUUCAGUCAGACUUGGUCCGGCCUGAGAAAAAACGAACAGUGUAUUCCACAACAGUGCCUCUGGGGGCGUAACGCUUCAGCUUCCAAGUUCCAACCCUCCGACCAAAACAUUGAUCAUGUGAUGUUAUGACGUUCCGGGGGUCGGUAGUACAAAGGCGUAUUCGGGGCUGAGCACAUCCUCUGAAAAAUACACAUUUUUGAAGUUGGUUUUUGAGGUUUGCCAGAUGUCUUUAGGCUUUACGUUUAUUAAUAUAAGAACGCCAAUACAGUACAUGUAAUUGAUGUCGUUCCUCUCUGGGGUGAGGUCUUAAAAAGUGUUCAUUAUGUAGCUGCUGUGAGGCAGUUAGCUCCUGUAGCCGCCGUUUCACGAAGCCAUGUGGCUUAGUUAAUCGGAUCAGUUUAUUGACUUCUUGGAAAAGCCCUGGAUUUCAGUGCACAAUUUCAACAAGCUGACAAUUGGUGUUCGUCGGUAUGCCUACAUGAAUAACGUGAACAAAACACAUAAUAAGAAAUGAACGUACCGUUUGUUAAAGAGGUUAUUGUUGAUGAAGGAGCAAACAUUGUAAACAGAGCAUUCAGAAGAGGACGCAUUUUAAUAGAUCGACUAGACCCUUUAGCACAUCCCGAUGAUUAUUUGUAUGAUCAGUAUCGAUUUAGUCGCGAGGGAAUUAUUUACCUAGAACAGUUAUUAGGGCGCCACCUUGCAAGCCCGACGGAGCGAAGUGCAGCCUUAACUGUAGUGCAGACACUUUGUAUAGGGCUCCGCUUCUUUGCCACUGGGACAUAUUUAUAUGCUGUUGGUGACGCUGAAAAUAUCAGUAAAGCUUCUGUUUCUCGUGCAAUCAGAAAAGUUUACCUUGCUUUGAAAAGGUAUGUCAAUGUAUUCAUCAGAUUCCCCGGCCACGCAAAAGUGGAUGUAAUCAAGGAAGGUUUCCUUUCAAUUGCAGGGAUUCCAGAUGUCCUUGGUGUUGUGGACUGCACCCAGAUUCCCAUUAAAUCUCCUCCUGGUCCCCAUGAGGGUGAUUACAUUAAUACAAGGGCCUUCUACAGCAUCAAUGUCCAGAUGAUCUGUGACUCUACCUGUGUUAUCACUAAUAUUGAGGCAAAGUGGCCUGGUGCUGUCCUUGAUGACCGCAUCUUCAAGGAGUCCAGUCUGUGUGACAAAUUUGACCAAGGUCAAUAUGAUGGCAUCCUUUUAGGAGACACAGGCUACACCUGCAGGACCUUCUUCAUGACACCCUACUCUGACCCAAGCCCUGGGCCCCAAGCACGCUUCAAUGCAGCUUUGGCACAGACUAGAUCCAAGAUCGAAACUACCAUAGGCCAGCUAAGAGGACGAUUUCAGUGCCUUAAAGGCCUAAGGGUCGUGCCAGAUAGGGCCUGUGACAUUACAGUUGCAUGUGCAGUACUGCAUAACAUUGCAACAAUAAGGAAAGAAAGUGCUCCACCGGUCUGCCUGCAGCCUAACGAUGACGUUGAGACUCUGUACCUGGACGAGCCUGAAGGUCUAGCUAUGAGGGACAAGAUAGCUGCCCAGAAUUUCAGUUGAACAUUUCUCCCAUCUUUGGGUCAGAUUCAAAGUGAUGGUUAUUUUAUUACACCAGAGACAUUGUUUGAUGACACAUUUUUUAUUAAAUUAUUCUUUCUCCUGUGAAGAAAACACAAUGUUUAGUUGGUUAAGCUGCAUACAUAUGUAGAAUGUAGACUUAUCUCUCAACAUCAAGUUACUUACCAACUGCCUGUCUAGUAACUGUAUUUCCUUCUCCACUUUCCUCAUUUUGAGAGCCCGGUAGGCCAUCUCUUGUUCCCUGUUCUCAAUCUCUUUAAUUAGGUAAUGCCGGUACAGGGUCUUUAUGUCUUCUUUGUGUCCCUGUUAAAGUAGGUAUUUUAUUUAUAUAGCGCAUUUUUUAUGCACAAAGUGCAACACAAAGCGCUCUACAAGACAUCGACACACUGAUGCCGGACAGAGUGGCAUCAUUAAAGGAAUGACCGCAAUGGAUGUUUAUGUUUUGUUAAUGCUUAUGGGUACAACUCAAUCCAGACACAUAAGAAUUACCUCUCCAGCCUUCUUUCCUGUAGGACAGCCUUUCUCCUGGGCACUGCUGGGGUCAAAAUCCUGUAAAAAAAACAUUCACACUCAAUUUUGUUUCAUUUGAUCAGAGUGGUUUUUAUUUUUCAUUUUUGUACAUAUCCUGAGAUGGCUGUCCAAACAUGGGCAUAUACUUAAUUGGAGCCUCCAUAUCAGCCGACAUUACAGACAACAGUGUUGUCACUAAAUAUGCAGCGCUUUUACAAAAGAGACUCAUACCUCAUCCAUGUGAGUGUCAUUGGAGAACGUCUCAUCACACACUGAGUGUUCAGGGUCACCCUGUGGCGGAGGCAGGAGGGUAAGAGAAUGGCCCGUCACUGUUCAGACAAGAGUAUUUGGCAAUGAGUGAGUAAUCCUAUGACGCGUUCCGGAAAGGGUUGUGUGAAAGAUGAAGCACACCCACCCCUGAUGUAGGAGCUGAUACAUGCGGCAGCAGGCUCAGAGCUGGUGCCUCCUGGGAUGCCCUCCACCAUCGGCCUGCUGGAGCUCUGCUGCACAACAAACUCCUCGUCAGAUUCAUCUGAUUUGAUGACGACAUUUGUUUGUAUCUCGUCCUCAUCUUUCUUAAUGUCUUCCCUUGUCGCUUUUUUCCUGUUGGCUGUUGACAUGAAGAUGGUUUUGAGAUGUGAAUCUCUUGAUGAUGAGGCAGCUCAUUUGCAAAUUGAUAAUUCCUUUAUUGAGAACCUACCUGUUUGCACCAGAUUUUUAUAUUUGAUUUUCACUUGUUGCCAUGUGCGCUUGUAGCCACUGCCAGAUUGCCUGAGAAGUCAUUUUCAUGAUAUAUCGUAAGGUAACAAUUCCAAUGAUUUAUUGUGGUGAGUGUUAUCAAAAAGUAUACAAUUCCAAUUACAGCUGUUUUUCUGAUUCAGCCUAUUAAAAUUUUCAGUUAUGAUUAAAAUCCUCAUACUUA